AUGGAACCUCAAGCCGGCGACGGGCCUGACGGCUCGUCCUUGAAGCCUGUCUCAUCUCUGCGAGCCCAGUUCGAGACCAUGGGCAAGCCUAAAGAGCCCCCGCCGGUCCCAAAGCCCUCCACAUCCGUCGUGUCGCCGAGGAACCGCUCCCCGUCCCCGAAGCCCCCUCCCGUGCCCGACACGAGACCGGCGCGGACCACACCCACACCGCAGGACGAAGGGAAGCCAGCUGCAAGGGAAGGACUCAGGCCCGUGGGGUUGCCAGCGCCCAAGGCGGCACCGGACCACGCCCCGAGCCUCAAUAUCGCCAACCCUCCUCCCCUCAGUCCCAGGCCGCUCAAACCACCGCCGGCGGUCCUGAUCGAGCCACCACAGUCGCCGCCGAAAGGCCGUGUGAACGCGGUACCCGGCUUUGAGGGCAGCCCGCUUAGUCUCGAUCCUGCAAAGGCCCCGACGACACCAAACUCCACCUCUCCUAGGUCCUUCAAGAUUCCUAGUCGACCGCAUACUCCUGUUCUUGAACCACGCCGGUCUCCCAGGCUAUCCGCAACUGUUGGACCCCCUUCGCCGCCACCUCCACGACGGUCUGCCGAGUUGAGAAGAGACAGGGAACUGAGACCGGCACCCGCGGUACCUCCGCCGGUAAACCGUGCAGAGAAACCUAGCAACCGUCUGUCUCAACUCGUAAAUCAGAACGGGUUCCAUCUGGACGCAGCCAAUGAUGCUACCGCGAAAUCGCCGUUUAAUAGCCCGCCCGGGAGCCCAGAGCGCGAGGAACCGCCCCCAAGCCUGCCCAGCAGACCCGCCAGGCCUCAGGCUCCAAAGAUGCCCUCGAUGAGCAGGAACAACACAGCUUCUGCAGCAUUGGAAACCAAGAGAGAUGUCAAUGGCAACGGGAAGGCGCUCCUGGCUCCUGCUGCUGCAGAACCACCGCCCCCAGCCCUACCCACGAGACCUCAGACUGUGACCGAGGCCCAACCGGCAAAAGGAGCAGCAGGGACCAUGAGGCCGCCUCCGCGGCCUCCACGACCAGGCGUCAUCACGUCCAUAAAUACCACUACCCACGAGAACGGCUCGUCUCCUCAGACUAAGCGGGUGGUUUCUAACCCCACCACCCAGUUCGCACCUCCACCAACCCGCACUCAUAACAGAUCCAUGACGGUAGACAGGACAUCUGACAGGACGCCACCUGAGUUCCGGGAGCCACCGAGGAGGAAUGGUACAGUAGUAGAAAGGGGAACGCGUGUCACGGAAACCCUUGCGCCUAACCCCACAAGCCAUACACCGCAGCCCAUAAAUGCAUACCCAGAUGCAUCGCGUAUCAACCGCCGCCCGCCAUUCACGAAAAAGGGGCUGCACGAGAUUUAUACCAAAUACGACACCCGCAUAUUUGACGUUUGCGGGCAGUACGUGUGUUCCAGCGGGCCCCUCACCCGAGUCUGGAGUCUGCUCGACGGAGAACUCCUCAUGAGUUUUGCACAUGGUGAAGGUGUCAAGGCCACCGCCAUCUCUUUCAAGUGCGGCUUAGGAGUUGAGGACGAAGGCACCAAGCUAUGGAUUGGAAACAACUUAGGGGAAGUGAUGGAGGCCGACAUCGCGACCCAAAGCAUCGUGGGGAACAAGUCGGUCGCCCACGGAAGGACUGAGAUCAUCAAGAUAUACAGGCAUUUCAACGAGAUGUGGACCCUGGAUGACACUGGAUCACUGUUCGUAUGGGGUCCAGAUAGUGAUGGUCUACCGAAUCUGAACAACAACCCUCACCAGGCCUACCGCUUGCCGAGGGGCCACACUUUCUCAAUGCUCGUAGGCAGUGAGAUCUGGCAUGCGACAGGGAAGGAGAUUCGAGUCUUCGCGCCAACUCUUGACGGCAGGACUCAAGUACAAGUUCUUAUGCGCCCUAUGAUAGCAGAAGGCGCAGGAGAGGUUACUUCUGGAGCUCUCAUCAAGACACAAAAGGGGAGCGUCUACUUUGGCCACGCAGAUGGCAAAGUCAGCAUAUGGUCCCAGCAAGAUUUCUCGUGUUUGGGUGUGAUCAAUAUCAGCAGCUACAAAAUCAGCUGUCUCGCGGGUGUUCGCAAUGAGUUAUGGGCGGGCUACAACACCGGCAAGAUCUGUGUUUACGAUAUUGAGAAGUCGCCGUGGGUGGUGAAGAAAGACUGGCAGUCUCACGACAAUCCCGUUAUAAAGAUCAUGACAGACCGCGCAAGCUGUUACCGGCUCAACCGACUUCAGGUCAUCUCGUUGGGUGCGGACAAUAUGAUCAAAGCAUGGGACGGGAUGUUACAAGACGACUAUCUGGAAAGCGAGAUGAAAGCGCUUGAUACGCAAUACUGCGAGUUUGAAGACAUCAAGGCAAUGGUUAUGACGUGGAACGCAGGAGCCUCGACGCCAACUAGUCUCAGAUAUUCUGAGCAGGACUCGAUGUUUAUUCAGAACCUACUUCGCUCAAGCGACUCGCCCGAGAUCCUGAUAUUCGGGUUCCAAGAACUAGUGGAUCUGGAGGACAAAGCAGCGACCGCUAAGCGAUUGUUCAAGUCGAAGAAAAAGGAUGCCGUAACGGACCAAGAGCGAAUGAGCCACCAGUACCGAGAUUGGAGAGACUUCCUCAUCAGGAGCCUGGACGACUUUAUGCCGGCCGACUGUCUUUACCAUCUUCUGCAUACAUCGACCCUGGUCGGCCUAUUCACGUGCAUCUUUGUCAAAUCAAGUAUUCGAGACCGCGUACGAAACCUAAGCAGUGCAGACAUCAAGCGUGGUAUGGGCGGACUGCAUGGAAACAAAGGGGCAAUCGUCGUGAAGUUUGUGGUGGAUGAUACGUCGAUGUGCUUCAUCAAUUGCCAUCUAGCAGCUGGUCAAUCGCAAGCGAAUAGCCGACACAACGACAUCGCAGCAAUUCUAGAAAGCGCCGUACUGCCGGUCGAGCGGGACCCGACUGUCCGCAUCGACAGUUACAUGGGAGGCGGCGAUGGAACCAUGAUUCUUGACCACGAAAUCUGUCUCAUCAACGGCGAUCUCAACUACCGCAUCGACACGAUGUCGCGGGACACAGUUGUCGCCGCUGUCAAGGCCAACAACCUGGCAAAACUGCUCGAUCGAGACCAGUUGCUUGUCGCUCGCAGACGGAACCCAGCUUUCAAACUCCGGGCCUUCGAGGAGAUGCCCAUCCAAUUUGCACCGACCUACAAGUAUGAUGUAGGGACUGACAACUAUGACACCAGUGAGAAGAAACGUUCUCCAGCCUGGUGCGAUCGCCUCCUUCAUCGAGGCUGCGGCAGGAUACAGCAACUUGACUACCGUAGACACGAGGUCCGGGUUUCUGACCAUAGACCCGUGAGCGGACGGUUCAAGUUCACUGUCAAGACAGUCUCGCCCAAGAAACGUGCCAUGACUUGGGCCGACUGUCAGCAGCGCUUCGAAGAUUUGAAGGAGAAGGAGGCGAACGAAGAAAAGCUCUACUAUCUCAUGCAUGUAAUCGGUUACGAUGCUGCCACAAGCAAGAAGAUAAUCAAGGAUAAAGCUGGCACCGACGGCUCAGUGACAGAUCCCGAGUUGACUGGCGAAGAGGAGUUGGGCGGCGGCUCGAAAACACGGGCACACUUGAGGAAGAUCUCACUUCAAGUUCCUAAGCGCCAUAAUCGUAGUCCAGGCGGCUACUUUGAGGACCUCGGGGAGCUGGCCGAAGCUGACACUCAGAAGAGACACUUCUCGAGAUAG
Molecule: messenger RNA, 3714 nt
Organism: Neoarthrinium moseri
Lineage: Eukaryota; Fungi; Ascomycota; Sordariomycetes; Amphisphaeriales; Apiosporaceae
Exons: 3
Coding region: 1-3714 (1237 amino acids)
Biological process (GO): phosphatidylinositol dephosphorylation
Molecular function (GO): protein binding; phosphatidylinositol-4,5-bisphosphate 5-phosphatase activity
Source: RefSeq, a predicted model, not a curated record